GGACAUGGUUUGAACAAUAACCGAAUAUGCCUGGAAUUCUUUUACUUCACCAAGCUUUUAAGGUCCUCUGCCCACUUCGCCUUAUCACGUUUAGCAUAUGCCUUCAAAUAUUCUACUUCUCACUAUUUUAACCUCUGCUUCUUCUUCUAUGUUAUCCUACAGUCCUACUUUGAACUCUCUGAGCUAAUAAUCUGUUCUGGUCCCUUUUGAGUUAAAGGAGGGACAAUAGCUAUGAAAUUCGGGAAGAGACUGAAAAACCAAAUUCAAGAAACUUUGCCCGAGUGGCGGGAUAAGUUCUUGUCUUACAAGGAUAUGAAGAAGCUUGUCCGGCUCAUCUCUUCUGGGCCGUCGACAUCCGAGGAAUUGCCCGACUCCGGGAAGGCGGAAGCAGAGUUUAUUUACCUCCUGAAUUCCGAGAUCGACAAGUUCAAUUCGUUCUUUGUGGAGCAAGAAGAGGACUUCAUAAUCCGCCAUAGAGAGCUAAAACAGAGGAUCCAAAAGGUGAUUACCACAUAUGGACCAAAUGGAGCUCAACCUUCAGAGGUGGAUUAUAAUAAGGAGAUGGGGAGGAUCAGAAAAGACAUAAUCAACUUCCAUGGAGAAAUGGUGUUGUUGGAAAACUAUAGCAAUAUCAAUUACACAGGGUUGGCUAAGAUAUUGAAGAAGUACGACAAGCGGACUGGAGGUUUGUUGCGAUUACCAUUCAUUCAGAAGGUGUUGCAGCAACCUUUCUUCACAACCGACCUUGUAUCAAAGCUUGUUAAAGAAUGUGAAGACACAAUAGAUGCAGUGUUUCCCGUUAAGGAUGAAGAGGGUAGAAGAGAAGAAAAAGGGGAGAGAAAAGUAGCAAUGUUACCUGGUCAGAGCAUUUUCAGGAAUACCGUUGCUGCUCUAGUUACCAUGCAAGAGAUGAGAAAGGGGAGCUCUACAUACAGUCACUUUUCACUUCCUCCUCUCAACUUGACAGACUCAAAUUAUUCAGUCCUUCCAACUUGACUCUCCCAUUCGUAUUCUCUAAUACAAAAAAGAAAUAUCAAAUGAAAAUUUAUAGUUAUUACAGAGUACAUACUUCUGUUAUUUUUCUCUUUUUCUUUCAAUUAGAUUAUCAUUAUUGUUCCUUAAUUUAGGUGUGAUGAUGAAAAAGAAUGUCUGAUAAACAUAACAUAUGAGCAGAUUCAUAUGUUUGGAACACAAAGGCAAUUAUGCACUAUAUGUAUUGUCUUGAUCUAUAAUUGGGUAAUAUUCAAGAAAGGAAAGUCAUACUUUUUAUAA
Molecule: messenger RNA, 1272 nt
Organism: Nelumbo nucifera (sacred lotus)
Lineage: Eukaryota; Viridiplantae; Streptophyta; Magnoliopsida; Proteales; Nelumbonaceae
Product: SPX domain-containing protein 3-like
Biological process (GO): cellular response to phosphate starvation
Source: RefSeq, a predicted model, not a curated record